UUGGGGACCUAUCUAUAUUACUACUCUCUAACUUUGGGUUCUACACCUGCUCCCGGUGACAUAUGGGCAUCAGUCGCCGCUCCUGUGCCAAUGGACAGUGUGUUCAUAUAUAGACCUGACAAACGACAGCAAUUAUGGAGAUUUAUGUUGUACAUGUUCUUACAUGUUGGUUGGGUCCAUCUGAUAUUCAAUUUGACCGUCCAAUUGCUUGUGGGUCUUCCAUUAGAAAUGGUGCAUGGUUCACUCCGGAUAGGGGUCGUGUACAUGGCUGGUGUGUUAGCAGGUUCCUUAGCUACGUCGGUCUUUGAUAGUAACGUGUAUCUCGUUGGUGCUUCGGGUGGAGUGUAUGCUUUAUUGGCUGCUCAUUUAGCUAACGUUAUGUUG
This is a messenger RNA of Diuraphis noxia (Russian wheat aphid), 384 nucleotides long. Its product is annotated as rhomboid-related protein 2-like. Gene Ontology annotation, molecular function: serine-type endopeptidase activity. Gene Ontology annotation, cellular component: membrane. Lineage: Eukaryota; Metazoa; Arthropoda; Insecta; Hemiptera; Aphididae. The record is from RefSeq and is a predicted model, not a curated record.